Paramecium tetraurelia is the source of this 864-nucleotide messenger RNA. RefSeq lists its product as uncharacterized. The transcript has 8 exons. NCBI's taxonomy places the organism in Eukaryota, Ciliophora, Oligohymenophorea, Peniculida, Parameciidae. The record is from RefSeq and is a predicted model, not a curated record.
AUGCAUGUGGCUAAAACAACUAAUGAGUAUAUAUAUAUAUGUAUAUUUAUAAAUUUUAUUGGAGUUACAAGAAUGUUGGAUGAAGAUGAUGUUGAGAUUAUUCAUUCAAGUCAAUCUAUCGAAGGUUCACCUAAAUAAGUGAUUGACAUUUAAAUUAUUCCCAACCUCUAAUCUGAUAAUCAAAAACUGUAGUAGAGCAAUAAGUCUCUGGAGAUGGAGGUCAAACAAUAUAAGCAAUUAUUGGAGUAAACCUUGGAAACUCUGCGAUAAUCUGAAAGAGAUCAAAAUACUUUGAAACUUUAACUUUCCUAAAAAGAUUUUUAACUUUAAGUCAUACAGGCGACUGCUGAAGAUCGUUAAAAGAGUCAUAGAAUUGAUUCGCAUAAAAAAAUAAAAGACAGCAAUUCUAACCGAGAUUCAUUUGGCAAUAAAUAAACAAAUGUGUCUUCAGUUGGUGGUUUUUUAUCAUCCAUUUAAAGUCCUCGUUGUCGAUGUGAUAGCUUUCAUGCCCGAGGAUAGACACUUAUUGAAACCUUGAGAAAGAUUCAAUUCUCUUUAAAAUAAAAUGAACAAGCACCUCAUUCCCAAGACCUAGUCAAAGUAUUAUAAGAGUUCGAGGAAAAUUUAAAAUAUUUUUUAACUCUUCAUGACUAAUAUGCAAUAGAAAUUCACCAAAAUAAAUUGGAUUAAACAGAAAAACCCACUUAACUUAAGCAACCCUCCACACAUUCCAUAAGUGAUCAUUUUCAUUCUGUGGAAGACUACAAUAUUAAUUAAAGUCCAAAUUAGGAGAUAUUUAACAAUGAUGACCUCGACACCAGCCAAUUCGAAGUGUUUCGAAAUGUCAUUGGCUAAAGUGAAUGA